This is a messenger RNA of Funneliformis caledonium, 120 nucleotides long. Lineage: Eukaryota; Fungi; Glomeromycota; Glomeromycetes; Glomerales; Glomeraceae. The record is from the annotation of a GenBank genome assembly.
GAACAUUUUCAGAAUAUUCCUGAAACUCACAAAAAAAUUAAUGGUCAUGCUUUCCUCAAAACUAAUAAAGAAGAUUUUGAACGAUAUGGUUUAAAAGCUGGUCUUGCUACAACAGGAUGA